GUCUGUUUAUACUGCUCUGAAAAGCGGAAACUGUUGGUUGAGUUUGCAGCAGUAAAUUACUGUAAACAACCUAAUUUUCAGCCUCUGAGGAGGAAAUGGCUACAGGGGGAUAUCAUGGAAAACCACUGGAUACGGAAGAGGACUUACAGUGCCCUGUCUGUUUGGAAAUUUUCGAAAAUCCCAUCUCUAUUCCUUGCGGACACACGUAAGUAAAGUUAAAUUUAAUCAGAAACGAAGUGUACUUUUUAAUGGCCUUAAUUUGCUCUUAACGGAAGUAUCUUUUCAUUUCUCUAGUUUGCAUAUAUUCCUCUUAAACGUCUGUGACUUAGAUCUGACGAUUUCGUUCGUUAAGUUUUGCGAGUGCACGAAUGCAAGCAAAUAUACGAGACUUAUUCAAACCGGAAGUGAAGUAAGCCGGAAUUGUUUGUCAAAUUUCCUUGUUCACAGGAUGAGAGAGGAUUAUCCUUUUCCAGACUUCCCAUUUUAAAAAUGUUUCAUCACUAUCACAGAGCAACUGUCGCUAGAAUGGUGCAGGAGAAAGGUUGUCAGAGGCCACUAUUUUCAAAACACUGGAAAGUGAAAUUCUAAGAAAGAAGUAAUUUUCUAUAAAUCUUUUUUCCCACAAUAUAUCCAAUCCUGGGCAAGGACUCCAAAACGUCAGAUUUUUACAUCAUAUUUCAGACCAAAAGUGCUGAAAUCCCUCUUAUCAUAGCUGCUUAUACCUUUGAAGGUUAUGGGCCUGGGGUAAACUUAGUUUGGUGCCCUUGUGAUAUUGCAGCUAGGAAAGCCCUUUGGAGGGAAUUGUCUUGUCCAAGGAUACUGCAGAGCUUGCUAAACAAACUUUAGACCUAAAGCCCAGUGUGCUAACAGAGGCUUAAUGUCUCUCACAUGAAUAUAAAGGAUAACAACAUAUCUUGUGAUUUGAUUACUUACAGUUAUGGUAAUUUUGACAUGGGCUGUAAAGUGAUCCUUUAUGAGGACUUUACCUUUCCUGUGAUUUCAGUUUUUGCAGUGAUUGCUUGAGUUCAGUUGAAAAUCUUUCUGGAUCAUCCACAUGUCCUGUUUGUCGGCAUAAUUUCAACUUUAAUGAGAAAAGAAGAGCAAGAGACAUUGACCGGCAGAUUCGUCACAGUACAGGAACCUGUUCUAGUUGUAACAGACAGGUACUUACUUCUGCUUUUUUUCAGUGAGAUCUAAGGGCCAAGGGAUGAGGACAUAGCAUUUUUAGUAGGAGGAAAGGGGGUGGGGUGUAUCCACAGCAGACUGAUGAUUAAUUAAAGAAUGUUGAAUGUUACAUUUCCCUCCUGCUUCUUACUCUCAUUAAAGUUGACUUGUUAACUUCUCUGCCCUUUCUUCUCCAGUCUACCUCCUUUACUCCUUCACUGGAAACAGGGAGUUUUACCGAAUUAAAGUUAUGAAUAAAGGUGUUUCAAAUGAUUAUUGUUAAUGAAGACCUCACUGGAAGAAAAUUUUGUAAAAUCAACAUCAGCAAACAUUUAUUUGUCUACAUCAAUGUGAUCAACCUUCACUUUUUGAAUUAAUAUGAAUUUAAAUUUCAUUCAUGCACACCAUGAAAGUAAAGCCACUGAUUUAUUAAGGUAAAAUUGGAACCAAAAUUAACCAUUCCUCACUCGUAUUUCAAUAGAUAAUAUGCAUUACCUGGGGAUUUGAGGUCAUCAGUCCAUUAACUGUCACACCUUUGAUGUUGUUGGUUUUUUUGUGCUAGUGAUUGACAAUUCCAUGGAAUUUGAAUGAAUUUCAAACCUAAUAUCAACAAACAAUCAUGGAGUGCGAUCUGCAUAAUCUGGAAUUAAAAAUGAGCAUUGUUUUGGGUGGUGGCAACAUUCUGCUGGCCCUCUGCUGGAUAAUCACACAACACAACUGAUUAAAAUUAAUUUUCAUAGUGAAAAUUAUGAAUAGAAAUUAGGUAAUAGCUCACUUCUUUUGUUACUCUUUAUCACAGUUUCCUAUGUCAAGAUUAAGAGAGCACAGAUCAUCCUGUGAGACAGUUUCUCCACUACCUUUUGUCCCUGUUGCUCGUACCUCACAACCUAGGCCAGAGUAAGUUUUAUUUUACUGGAACAUUAUUGUUGCCUUAAUUAUGUGAACAGACAUUUGGGAUAGCAAGGUUACCAUGUUGCUAGAAUAAGUGAUUACUUUUACUGUCACCAACAACACUGUUCAUUUGAUUUGCUUUCUAGGCUUAAAAAUCGAUCAACAUUCAGUUGUCCCUUUUGCUCCCGAAGUAACUUGGACAGUAAAGCAAUGUUAAAGCAUGUGAACAAUUAUCACAAAAAUGAGAGGCAAUCUGUGGUAAGUUGAAGAAUAAAUUUGAAUAGUUUAUGUAAAUGAAAAAGGGAAACAAGGCUCCACUUUCCUAACCAAUUAGAUUAACCCUUUAACUCCUAUGAGUGACUAAGACAGAAUUUCUCCUUACAAUAUCAAUACAAUAUCAACCAGAUAAGUGAUGAGUAUAAAGAAAAAUAUCAAUUUGAGGAUAGCUAGUUGAUCCAAUACUAAAAUCUCUGAACUAACAUUAUAAGAAUUGUAUGGUUGACAGUAAGGAGAAUGACAAAUUUGAUCUGGAAGUUAAAGGUUAAAACUAAAACCAACUACGACUUGGUCACUGUGUUUUGCUGCACCUCAGGUGGUUUGCUUGUUUUACUGAGUUCUCUUUGGCUCAUUGCGAUAUCUUCCUUUGUUCUGAUUAGCUGUUGCGACUUUGGUGUUGGUUUUACAAAACUCAGACUAAAAGUGCUCUAAAAUAAUUGAUGUUGUGAUUCGUUGCGAAAUAGUCUUAGUAGGGAUGAGCUCAUGUGGCUGGUUUGUAUAGGGGGAAGAGGGAAGGGGGAGGUAAGAGUUAAUUGUUAAUCAUUGACAACAAAGCAUGGCAGUGUUGGGUUGUGUAACAUACUGAGAAAUAGAUUGAAUCAUUUUGUUUUAUUUAGGUUUGCCCAAUCUGUGCCAGCAUGCCGUGGGGAAAUCCCAAUCAGAAGAGCGGUGAUUUUGUUCAACAUCUUAAUUUGCGGCAUAACUUUGAAUAUGAUACAUAUGUGGUGAGUCAGUUUUGUGGGUUUAAAAAAUUAUGAUCAUUAAAGACUAAGAAGUUAAUUUUUCUUUGAAUUCCUGUGCCUAUCUUUGCCAAUUUUCAAUGUGUUGAGUGGAUCUUUAAGUUUUUUUCCACUGUGACAAUUACUGAACAUAUAUCUAAUGGAUAUUCUGGUUGCCUGUUGAAGAAAACACUUGCUUAGUAAGUGCAAAGGCAAUAUAUUUGUCACUAUGGCCCUAAAGUUAUGACAUUUGACCUUGCCCUGGCAAUACAGCCACCUCGUUAAUACAUUCAGUUUUGUCCAUUUGUGAGUGUAUGAACAGGGUUCCACUGUAAUCCUUGAAUCUCUUACUGACAUUCUUUACUGGGAAUAAAAAUAUUGAACCCCACAACAAUUUAUUGAGCUCUGCAGUUCAAGCUCGUAGGUGAACAGUAAAAAAUUUAAAUCAUUCUCAUCUCACAGGACUUUAACAAUGACGAAGAUGCAAUUCUACAGCAAGUUUUGGCUCAGUCAGUUCAAGACAGAUGA
Molecule: messenger RNA, 3578 nt
Organism: Pocillopora meandrina
Lineage: Eukaryota; Metazoa; Cnidaria; Anthozoa; Scleractinia; Pocilloporidae
Source: the annotation of a GenBank genome assembly